GCAAACUCAACAACCAGAUAAUAGUGCCACCUUACAAUGGUCAGGGUAUGAGAUUUGAGACAACUGGUUACAAGGUUUUACUGUAUAUUGACAAAAUUCGCUCCAGCGUCUCCAUCUCAGUAAACAGUGACCUAACUGUUACCUUGGCAAUGGAAAACUUUCAGCAUAAUACUGAAGGACAGUGUGGUGUUUGUGCUGGAGCGUCUUGUGUGCGCAGGGAUGGCACGGUCGAGGACGACACGUGCUGUGGACUGACAUCUUUAUCGUGGGUGUAUGAGGAUCCAGCAAAGCCUUACUGUAAACCCAAAGACCUUCCCUGUACACUUCCUACUCCUAACCCUACUCAUAGUCCUUCCCCCUGUUCACCUGACCCUGUGGGUGCAAAGCUCUGUGAUAUCAUUGAUGGCAGUGCCUUUGCGGAGUGCAGAAAAAUGGUGGACCUGUCGCACAUCAGACAGAGCUGUAAAGCAGAUUUGUGCCUGAUGAAGAACAACACUGGCCUCACAUACCUCUGCUCAGUGCUGAGCAAAGCCGCUGAGGAGUGUAACGCACGCAACAUCUGUGUGGAAUGGAGACACCUGACCAACGGAGUUUGUGAUUUCUCUUGUGACCAAGGGAUGGUUUUUCAAGAAUGUCGUGACCAUGCUGAUGACUACUGUGAAGCAGGGUGA
Messenger RNA from Paramormyrops kingsleyae, 671 nucleotides. The record is from RefSeq and is a predicted model, not a curated record. NCBI's taxonomy places the organism in Eukaryota, Metazoa, Chordata, Actinopteri, Osteoglossiformes, Mormyridae.